GCUGGAUAUUCACAGUAAGGUGCUCUUGACGAAAAAUCAAUACGAUAAUCCAGCAUGGCCGACGACGCAAAGCCCCACAGUAAAAAAUCCCGCCUCAUCCUUUCCAUCAAUGCCGGGAGCAGCAGCGUAAAGCUCUCGCUAUACUCAGCGACGUUCGGCAGUGAGCCGGCUCCGCUGGUAUCCUCUUCCAUAUCGGGGCUUACAUCUCCACCGGCGGUGUUCUCCUAUACCCACGUCUCGUCACCAGAUUCGCCCUCGAACAUCAAGAAGCAAGAGCUGAAGGAUAUCACCUCGCAAGAUGCAGCGCUGCAGCACUUCCUCGAGCACAUGGCGGCCGACGGGGCGCUGAAGGAGCUCGAGAGCGGGAGCGAUAUCGACCUCGUGUGCCAUCGCAUCGUCCACGGCGGGGAUUUCGACAAAGCCAUGGUGCUGAGCAAAGAGACGAUCCGGGAGAUUGAAGAUCUGACCGAGCUUGCGCCUCUCCACAACGCCCCCGCCCUCGCCCUCGUCCACAUCGCCAUCUCACAACUCCCGCAUGCAAAGAACAUCGCCUACUUCGACACGACCUUCCACUCGACGCUCUCGCCGGCAGUGCGCAGCUACAUGGUCGCGCCCAAGAACCCAAAGGUGCGCAAAUACGGUUUCCACGGGAUCAGCUACUCCUUCAUCCUGCACUCGGUAGCCGAGUACCUCGACCAGCCCAUCGAGGAGACGUCACUGAUCGCCCUCCACCUCGGCUCUGGCGUGAGUGCGUGCGCGAUCAAGAACGGCGCUAGCAUCGACACCUCGAUGGGGCUGACACCGGCGGAGGGCCUGCCCGGCGCGACACGCAGCGGGACCGUAGAUCCAACGCUGGUCUUCCACACGACGUCGUCGGCGUCGUCGCUAUCGCGCGCGAGCACGAGGGAUAUGCAUAUCACCAAGGCGGAAGACGUGCUGAACAAUCACUCGGGGUGGGCCUCGCUCGCGGGCACGACGGAUUUUUCAGAGAUAGUUGCUGGGUGGGAGAAGGGCGGUGAGAAGGAGACGUUGGCGUUCGAGAUCGUCGUGGAUAGGAUAGUGGGAUAUGUUGGUAGCUACUGGACGAAGCUGGGAGGCGAGUGUAAUGCCCUGGUCUUCUCUGGGGGGAUAGGUGAGAAGAGCUGGCAGCUGCGUAGGGAGGUCGCCGCGAGGUGCGCUUGUCUCGGGUUCAGGAUCGAGGAGAGGAGGAAUAAGAGUGCGGAGGACAGGGAGGGGACGGUUGUGGGCAUUGGAGGGGAGAGAAUGGCGGAUGAGGGCGGGAAGGUUCUGGUCUGUAGGACGGAUGAGGAGGGGUGGAUGGCCAUGGAGUGUGCGAUGGAUGAGAGGUUUUGGUAGAUGUCCUGUGUAUACGUCUGGGAGACUUUAAGACCUCGAUCCCGCUCAUACAGAGAAAUCCCGGAGAUCGAAUCAAAGAGCUUUCCGUACAC
Messenger RNA from Tricharina praecox, 1448 nucleotides. RefSeq names its product Acetokinase family-domain-containing protein. Gene Ontology annotation, molecular function: acetate kinase activity. The transcript is spliced from 2 exons. Lineage: Eukaryota; Fungi; Ascomycota; Pezizomycetes; Pezizales; Pyronemataceae. Bases 55 to 1356 code for a protein of 433 amino acids. The record is from RefSeq and is a predicted model, not a curated record. Gene Ontology annotation, biological process: acetate metabolic process; phosphorylation.